CUGCCUCACUAUAAAAGUUGGAUGCUUCGUUCUCGAUCGGCACAUCAAGCGAACAAGGAUCAAGUUUCAUCAUGGUGCAGAAUGUAGCCAUUAUCGGGGCCGGGCCCUGUGGUCUGGCGUGUAUAAAGGCUUGUCUGGACGAGGGACUGGUGCCAACCUGCUUUGAAAGCAGCGAUGACUUGGGAGGAUUGUGGAAGUUUAAGGAAGUGUCAGAACCAGACCGAGCGAGUAUCUAUCGCUCCCUCACCAUCAACAUUUCCAAAGAGAUGAUGUGCUACAGUGACUUCCCCAUCCCUGCUGAUUACCCCAACUACAUGCACCACUCUAAAAUCCUGAAAUACUUCAGGAUGUACGCUGAGCACUUCAAACUGCUGAAACACAUCCACUACCAGACCAUGGUUAAGAGUGUCAGACAGAGACCAGACUUUUCCCGCAGUGGUCAGUGGGACGUGGUCACUGAGAACAAAGAUGGACAGAUGGAGCGUCAUGUGUUUGAUGCAGUUAUCAGCUGCACCGGUCACUACACAUAUCCCAACCUGCCACUCAAAGAUUUCCCAGGAAUUGAGACGUUUGAGGGAAAAUACUUCCACAGCUGGGAUUACAAGGGAGCAGAAGAAAUGCACGGGAAGAGAGUGGUGGUCAUUGGCAUCGGUAACUCGGGAGGCGACAUUGCUGUGGAGAGCAGCAGAGUCGCUGAGCAGGUGUACAUGAGCACUCGCCGCGGUGCUUGGGUCAUCCGUCAGGUCUCUGACAACGGCCUGCCGGUGGACGUCAAGUACAACACACGUUUUGUCCACAUCUUGUUCCAGCUGCUGCCAAUCAACGUCCUCAACUGGAUCGGCGAGAAUAAACUCAACGCUAUGUACGACCACACCAUGUACGCUCUCAAGCCCACACACAGGCUCUUCAGUCAGAUCCCAGUGAUCAACGACGACCUGCCUCUCAAGAUUCUGUCUGGAGCAGUUAUUAUCAAACCAAAUGUGAAGGAGAUUCGUGGCUCCACUGUGGUGUUUACGGAUGGCAGUUUUGUAGAAAAGGUGGAUACGAUUGUGUUCGCCACAGGAUACAACUAUGAUUUUCCCUGCUUGCCAAGCGAUGCCUUGUACAAGUCAGGGCACCGUGUGGGUCUGUACAAGCACGUGUUUCCCCCUAACUUGGAGCAUACGACUCUGGCUAUUGUGGGUUUCAUCCAUGCCCUUGGAGCCAUUAUGCCACAGGGUGAAAUGCAAAGCCGCUGGGUGACUCGCGUCUUUAAAGGAAAGUGUAAGCUGCCCUCAAACCAGGCCAUGAUCAAGGCUGUUGAGAAGGACACCAGGGACAUUGAGAAGAACUACAUUGUGUCAAAGCUGACUCCACUGCAGGUGGACUUUGUUUCCUACAUGGACGACAUCGCUGGAGAGGUUGGAGUGCGACCAAGUCUCCUCUGGCUCCUGUUCACUGACUACCCUCUGUUUAAGAGGGUUUUGUGGGGACCUGUCACAGCCUACCAGUACCGCCUGAUGGGGCCCGGGAAAUGGGACGGAGCCCGCAGAGCAAUCUUCACACAGUUCGACCGCGUGUACCAGGCCCUAAAAACCAGAAAGAUGGAGGAGAAAGAGCCCUCCACUGCUGGACGCCUGUUGAAGACGAGCCUGUUCCUGAUGACCGGAGGAGCUGCCGCCUACUACGUCCACCUGCACCACCCGACUGCCAUGGAGACCCUGCUGAGCAAGAUUCGUCCUCAAACAGUCUGAGCGUCCUACACAGUAGACAGAAAUGCUGAGACGCAGAGAGGAAAUAUUAUACUUUUCAUUUUUGUAUUUCUGCAAAUGAACAUGGAGACAAUAUCUGUGUAGCUAAACAGGUUCAACAAAAAGGCCACGAUUCGUACAGCUGUCUUGAUUUUCUGCUUAUUUUCUUCUCCUUCGCCGUCGACAUCAAUAAAUCAUAAGACACCGUGAAAACUAUAAAUACAAACAUAAAAGUCCAUAUGAGUCCAUUGAGGCUUAUUUUAACAAACCAAAAAUUAAAUACAUAUGACAAUUAAUAUAAGUAUUACCGUGUGCACCUCUUGAACACAGUGCAGAAAACUUACGAAAUCUUAACCUCUUGUCUCCAUGACAGUGUUCCCGCUUCUGACCCACAAUCCCUCAGUUUAACCUCAAACUGACCCCAGUCAUGUGAGCAUGCACUUCAAAAUAAAAUGACCUUACUUCAAGGUAUUUAAGUGACAUUAAAAUUAUUAUACAGACAUAAUUUAAUUCACUUAUGCAUAAAUGUACAGCCCUUUUUGUCUCCUAUUUAUUAAUGUUAACACUUAAAGAACUCCAGUUUAUAACAAUGAAAUCUGUCUCAAAGAUUGAUUGAAGCCUUUUAUGGGUUAAACCUUGUAUUUGUAUAUUACUCAAAUGCAACAGUAACUUCCAGCAGUAGUUAAAUAAACCACUUGUUACAGCAAAGGUUUGCAGAAGGCCAUUCAUAAACGCACAGAUCCUAAAAACCUCAAAGCAGAAGUCCACACCAGGUGACACUCCUUCCACUUAGUUAGGCGUUGUGUUUGUACCUAAUAAAGUGGAAUGUGUGUACAUUUCAAAAGUUGAACACAGCUCCAAAAUGUUCUGUUUUAAUGUUUAAUGUUUGAGGUCAACGUUGCCAUUUUGCAUCAGUAAUGAUUGUGGCACCAGACUUUGUCAUAAACCUAAUGUUUUCCUCUGUUAUUGACUUAUAUUGACCUAAAGCACGUGAUCAAAUAACCAAAUAAAAAUAUACCAUACAGCA
Solea senegalensis (Senegalese sole) is the source of this 2757-nucleotide messenger RNA. RefSeq names its product flavin-containing monooxygenase 5-like. Bases 72 to 1733 code for a protein of 553 amino acids. The transcript is spliced from 11 exons. The record is from RefSeq and is a predicted model, not a curated record. NCBI's taxonomy places the organism in Eukaryota, Metazoa, Chordata, Actinopteri, Pleuronectiformes, Soleidae. Gene Ontology annotation, molecular function: N,N-dimethylaniline monooxygenase activity; flavin adenine dinucleotide binding; NADP binding.